Molecule: messenger RNA, 2364 nt
Organism: Coffea eugenioides
Lineage: Eukaryota; Viridiplantae; Streptophyta; Magnoliopsida; Gentianales; Rubiaceae
Exons: 1
Coding region: 505-2037 (510 amino acids)
Source: RefSeq, a predicted model, not a curated record
CAUCUCAUUCUCGAGUCUCGACUCUUCCGUUCCCACCUCCAUCCCUUCUCUUUAAACGCCCCUCCGUUUUCCCAUUCCCUUUCCCUUCCCUCUCUCUCUCGAGAUGCAGAUUCAAACCCCUGUUUCCAAGGUAACCCUAAUUUCCCUAUUCAUCUCAAAACUACUGUAUCCGUUAUUGUAAACUAGCAAAAAUUAUGUACCAAUUUAUACUAUUCUAUCUUUAGGUUUUUAGCCUAAAUGUUCCUUUUCUAUAUGCUAUGAUUUCUUAAAUUUCAUAUUUUUGUGAUGAAUUUUUAAAUAAUUUAGUCAUUAGGGCCAAAAGGGUGUCUGGAAACAGGUGUAAAAGAUGAUUCUUUAAUGUUGGUUAUGCUUUAAAGAUGAUGAAUGAGGCCGGAGAUUUUGUGGGUUUGUUGAUUUGUUAUGUGAAUAUGUUUGUCAAGGAGUGGUCAUGUUAUUGAGUGAUAGCUGUGGUGGGACUAUUGAGUCCGCCCCAUUAAAAAACAAAUGCCCGCAAAAGAAAAAAUGGGUGAAGAUCUUCUCACUAGCUUAUCGAUGGAAAGCAAUCGAUUAUCUACCCUUCUGACCAUGGAUUCUAGUUCGUCUAAUCACGAGGAAGCUGAGAGAGAGUUGAAUCGGGCGGUCAAUCUUUUGCAGCCGCCCGAUAUCAAUGUUCCUCUUUCAGCUGAGCCCAGUCCUCCCCCUCCCGUGUGGAACGAUAGUUGUGAUAUGUUAGAUGUUGGUAUUGGCCCCCAGCUUUAUGAGGUUGAGGCGAAUAAUAUUGCAACUAAGAUUGGAAAGAAAUGUGCUAAGCGGUUGGAUAGUGUUUGGGGUGCUUGGUUCUUUUUCAGUUUCUAUUUUAAGCCAGUCUUGAAUGAGAAAUCAAAGAAUAAGGUCACUUGGGAAAGUAAUGGGCUUAAUGGAUACGAUAAGUCAGAUUUGAAGCUGGAUGUUUUCUUGGUUCAGCAUGAUAUGGAGAACAUGUAUAUGUGGGUCUUCAAAGAGAGACCUGAAAAUGCUCUGGGGAAGAUGCAGCUCAGGAGCUACAUGAAUGGGCAUUCACGUCAAGGGGAGCGCCUCUUCCCUUUCAGCGUGGAGAAGGGGUUUGUUCGAUCUCACAGAAUGCAGAGGAAACAUUACAGGGGUCUCUCGAAUCCCCAGUGUGUCCAUGGUAUCGAGGUUGUUCGGACUCCCAAUCUCAAUAUUCUUGAUGAUGAGGAGCGGAAGAAGUGGAUGGAGCUCACUGGAAGAGACUUGAACUUCUCAAUUCCUCCUGAAGCCAGUGAUUUUGGUUCAUGGAGGCAUUUACCAAACACUGAUUUUGAGCUUGUGAGACCUCCAGCAUUAAAAAGUAAUCCAAGCUCCCAUCCUAAAAGAUUGCUUAGUGGUUCGAGCCUGAAUUUAUCUACGCAGACAUCAAACCAUUCAAAUGGUGCAGGGUUGGAACUUCUGGCCAUCUGCAACAAGCGGAAGAAGAACUUCUUCCCACAUGUAAAUGAUGAUGAUUUUUGUUUGCCUAUUAAUUCGAAUCAGGAUAAAGUCUUGGAUAUCCAUGCGAUUGAGCCUCCUUGGUUGAGUGAGUUCACUGGAGUUAUGAGGAGUGCAUAUGGGCCUGUGACAGCUGCAAAAACUAUAUAUGAAGAUGACCAGGGGUUUUUGAUUAUUGUUAGCAUGCCUUUUGUAGAUCUGCAGCGGGUGAAAGUUACGUGGAGAAACACUCUCUCACAUGGAAUUGUGAAGAUAUCUUGUGUCAGCAUUGGGUGUUUACCAAUGAUCAAGAGACACGACAGGACAUUUAAGCUAACAGAUCCAACACCAGAGCACUGCCCUCAAGGAGAAUUUGUUCGCGAAAUUCCCCUUCCAACUCGCAUACCAGAAGAUGCUAAAUUAGAAGCAUAUGGUGAUCCAACAGGAACUAUGCUUGAGAUUCUUGUUCCUAAGCACCGUGUAGGACCAGAAGAGCAUGAGGUCCGUGUCUGUCUUCGCCCUUCUCCUUGGAGUGAGCGUGCAUAUGUUGACUUGACAGAGGCUUUGGUCUGAUGAAUGUAAUGGCUGUCCAGUCCAGGAUUGCUGUUUCAUUUUAUUUACUAACUGAUCUCAUAAUUGGAGAUUAUCAAGUAAUUGUGCUGUUCAAGAAAAGUACUUUUUUUCUUUUCGUCGUCCUAUUCCUUUUCUUUAACAGAAUGAAUCUUCCUCGUAUAGAAGACUUGUCUAGCAGUAUUGGUGGUCGUCAGUCAAUGAAUAGUCUAUAGAUGAUUUUAGACUUAGUGGAUUUUUUGUUCCUUAAUUCUUAGAAAAUUUGUAUAACUCAGAUAUGUUUUCCAGUUUUAUGAAUCCAAUAUUACUUAUUUUAUUCUUAACAUGUUA